This is a messenger RNA of Aspergillus sclerotioniger CBS 115572, 2051 nucleotides long. Its product is annotated as aromatic prenyltransferase. The record is from RefSeq and is a predicted model, not a curated record. Lineage: Eukaryota; Fungi; Ascomycota; Eurotiomycetes; Eurotiales; Aspergillaceae. Bases 420 to 1823 code for a protein of 467 amino acids. The transcript is spliced from 2 exons. Gene Ontology annotation, molecular function: transferase activity, transferring alkyl or aryl (other than methyl) groups. Gene Ontology annotation, biological process: alkaloid metabolic process.
CUCUUGGCUGCUGCCGGUAAGAACCAAGCCGUAGAGCGCGUGGUUGCACCCCUAUGAUGACGGCAUCGCGCCGAGUGAGCAUCGCACGCCGUGCGGUAACAGAAAGCCUGGUUGAUCCGAAACAGCACGGCCCAUGUAAUCCAUGGCUAGCAUGACAGGAUCCCAGCUGGCUUACCCACUGCACGGAGCGACCUCAGGGAUUGGUCCUGAUUAGACCGGGCCACAGUCAAUCUCCGUCAACUCCUUAUAAAGGAUCCAUGCGGAUUCUUGUGCGCCCACUGCUCGGAAGGUAGCGGUCGUGGAGAUGCAGUCCUGCAGUCUGCUUCCGUACCCAGCCAAGUAGUACUUAGAAGGGUAUCCCUCGCGCAGCUACUUGUGGUGGUACAACUCUUCCUUGCAUUUACUUGUGGCUUGCUAAAAUGACCAGCGUUACUCCCCAGCUGCCUCCAGCAGCUUUGCGCAUUCUGCCGCGAUUCCUAAUCACAGCGAUAUAUCCGUUCUUGUCAACUCUGCUCAACCUAAUUCCAGAACAUGCGAAAUCGCACCUUCUUCAAUCGAGUGGAGCGCAAUACUUUCUACCCUCGGUCUGGCAGCAGGUUGAUUACGACAUCCGUGAAUUUCUUACGCCCCAUGGACGAUUUUGGUGGCAGACCACCGGGUACGUGCUCAGUUUGCUCCUUCAGGAUGCAGGGUACUCGGAUGGCGCACAGCAACGUAUCCUGGCCUUCUUCAGUUGCAGCAUCGCUCCGCACCUCGGUGUUGCGAAUGAGCCCGGCGCACAGAGAUGGCCGAGUUUCAUGACGGACAACCACAACCCGAUUGAGCUGAGUUGGGACUGGCAUACAGGAAACAGGUCUCCAACGGUUCGGUUCUCAAUCGAGCCCGUGGGCCCUAAUGCCGGAACGCCAGUGGAUCCCGACAACCAAACGGCAGACUCGCGCUUCCGGCACGUCUUGCGACACACUUCUCCCAACACUGAUUGGGAGUGGUUUGACCAUUUUGACCGGGCGUUGGCCCCGGACACACACCCCAGGGGCUACAUGGAGGGCCAUCCCUCCAAGAUCUUCUACGCAUUUGACUUGGGCGACAAUGAUAUCACCAGCAAGGCAUACUUCUUCCCCGGUUUCAGGGCCCGGGCGACAAACCAGACUAACCUGCAAGUCCUCGCGCAAGCCAUUCGCACGGCACCCCUUUGUACUGACCAUGACCGACUGGGCGCCUUUGCACUGUUUGAAGACUUUGCCAACGACGUUUCGACACCGCCCCUGGAGAUGGAUAUGCUAGCUAUUGACAUGAUCCCAGCUGUGGACUCGCGGCUCAAGAUUUACUUUCGCAAUCGCCAGACGAGCUUUGCCUCAGUUCGUCAGAUGAUGACGCUGGGAAACCGAAUCACCGGUCACUCAUUGGAUGUCGGGCUGCAGAAUCUGAGGAGGCUGUGGGACGCGCUGCUAGGACAGGUUGGUGUUCCUGAGGACACACCGCUGCCAGGGGGUAAUCAUCGCACGGGAGGCAUUUUGUACAACAUGGAGUUCCGCCCAGGGGGCACGACCCCGAAGGUCAAGAUUUAUAUUCCCGCCCGACAUUACGCGCCGAGUGACUGGCAUGUAGUGACGGCACUGAAUGAGUACAUGUACGGGGCCAACGGCCAGUCUGAAAAGCUCAAUAUGCCUACCUACUCCGACGCCUUCCGCAAAGUAUUUACACAGGAUUCCCUUCAGGAGAGGGGUCUCCACACAUACAUUGCGUGCUCGGUCCAAGCGGGUGGUGACCUCCGGGUUGUAUCGUACAUCAAUGCUCAGAGCGAAAAGCUCGUUCUGGGAUGAGCUCGUGGACCUGGCAGAAUGAUUUAUGACCAACGACCUGUGUAUGUUUUUCCUUCCUCAUCUUCUGGCUCUUCUACACAAUAUUUCGCUUCCUACUGUACAUAGCUAUUAUGACUACCUACCUAUUCUACCACCCGGAGCCAGGAAGGAUCACGAGACCCAGGCUUACAAGAGGCACACCCACAGAACAUCCGUAGUACUAUACUCCGUAGAACACCGAGAAAUGAC